This is a messenger RNA of Hypoxylon trugodes, 2895 nucleotides long. RefSeq lists its product as uncharacterized. NCBI's taxonomy places the organism in Eukaryota, Fungi, Ascomycota, Sordariomycetes, Xylariales, Hypoxylaceae. The record is from RefSeq and is a predicted model, not a curated record. Bases 102 to 2729 code for a protein of 875 amino acids. The transcript has 6 exons.
CGGCAAACGGCAACACUGGAAAUUCACACUCGUUACGACUAUUUCUCUGAUAGAUAUUUGAUGAAUGACGACACAUUGCGCGUAGGGGAAGGGCGUCCGCGAUGGACAGUCUUAAUUUCGGGAAGUCUCUUGGCGGCGACAGUGGAUGGAGACAGGCCGCCAAGGUCAAUUGUACUAUCCUCGUAUGCAUGUCAAUCACCUUGAUCGGAUGUUUGAUAUCAGCUGCGACUAGGGGCGAUGGUUUAUACAGCGCGUAUUUCUUUUACGAAGGCCAAUGCGAUGGAGGGGGUAGUGUGCCGAAUAUCAACUUGAUAUUGCAUUUAGUCAUCAACAUCGUGUCGACACUUGUGGUAACAUCAAGCAACUUCUUCAUGCAAGUUUUAAAUUCGCCCUCGAGGGAAGAAGUAAACACGGCUCAUUUCAAAGGCUCCUGGAUGGGAAUUGGUAUUCCUUCAGUUCGUAAUGCGUUCAUGGUAUCAAGAUUCAAGACUUGGUCUUGGGCCUGUUUGCUUAUUAGUUCUAUCCCACUCCAUCUCAUCUUUAACUCUACGAUAUUCCAAGUAGACCAGAGGGAUUCUGAUUUCCAUUUAACUAUUGCCACGGAAGAUUUCCUCAACGGAGGGCCUUACUAUGCUCCUGGAGGGAGCUUGCUCCAACCCGGUUUCGAUGUGUGGUACACCCACGAAAACUUAAUAACAGAAUCCAUAUACAACAACAUUAGCGACUUCAACAUAGCAUCACGAGAAUAUGGUUUCCCCGUAAACCUCACAGAUUAUGCCUCAAAGGACACUGCCGUCAUGAAGAAUAUAUCGGAUACAGCAUUAAAAGCGAGUGGAUGGAAUAGAUUAGAGACGGGCGAAUGCAAGCAAGAAUAUAUUGAUUGCGGCGGACUAAAGUACCACCGCGACUUGGUUUUGGUCGUCGAUAAGCCUGGUGGCUGGAUACGAAACGAUACGUGGCACCUCAUGGACAACCAAACAAAAUAUUGGGACACUUAUAUCCCGGCGGAUAAGCCAAAUAACCUAUUUUUCGGCACGCAAUGCGUCAUGGCCGCUUCCCGCUCUGACAACGAGCCGACGCAGUGUGUGAACACCUGUUUAGAAGCACUUGGAUACUAUAGUACCGAACUCGACUAUUCGGUUUCUAUGUUUGCCGGUGAAACUGGAUGGCAAUACCCUUUCAUACAAAAGUACAUGGAAAAGGAAGUGAAUGGAACCUCCAACGGGGAAUACACUACGUAUAACAUAACUGCCGGCAGCGCCCUUACCUCCGGUUUGCAACCAGGCGCGCUGAACUUAACGGUGAAAUACUGCCUUGCCGAACCCCUCGAUAGGGUUUGUCAUAUCGGGCUCUCACCUACGCUUCUACUCGCAGUUACUAUAUGCGUUAUCUUCAAAACCGGCACAGCUAUUGUGGUCACUGUCGUACUAGCCCGUCAGAACCACUCCCCGUUGGUCACACUCGGAGAUGCUAUGGAAUCCUUUAUUGAAAAACCAGAUGCUACUACUGCGGGAAUGUCCACGAUAGGACAGUCUGAGAUCCGGAGAGCUAUGCGGAGCGGCUCAUCUUUCCUCUCACCUGGCCCGAGGCAAUGGCAAGCGUUGCGAAGACGCCGAUGGUCCGUCGUGCCUAAGUCAGUUUGGGCAACUAGUUACCUUCUAUUCAUUAUUGGUAUCAGCAUAUGCAGCUUCUUCGUCAACAGCGUAAUUGAAGGGGGCGGUUUGUUCGGCUCAUUCAUGGAAAGCGAUGAAAACGCCUUCAUCGACAUUCCGACCACAUUUGUGAAUGGCGUGUUACUUGCUAACAGCCCACAACUACUUCUUUCGUUUUGCUACCUCGCGUAUAAUAACCUGUUCACUCGGCUUCAAAUGGCGCGAGAAUGGGCCAUGUUCAGCCAAGGGUACCACGCAUUGCGCGUUACGGAUCCUAAGGGUGAUCAAUAUUCUACAUACCGACUUCAGCUACCUUAUAAGUAUAGUAUACCUCUUAUGGGUGUUAGCAUAUUUCUUCACUGGUUACUCUCUAAUACCAUUUAUGUAUUCAUAUCAAUGGGAGGUUACUUCGGAACCAGCGAAUUCCUCGCCUCAAACCUUGUCGACCCUACUUUACCACCCAGUACUGCCGUGGCAGUCGGUUUCUCAGGCCUCUCCCUAGUAGCCUUACUAUCAGUCUCAUGCUUCUUAAUUUUAAUUCCCUUUUUCCUAAGCUUUAAAAAGCUUCCGUCCAACAUGGUCAUCGUAGGAAGUAAUUCGCUAGCACUAUCCGCCGCAUGUCACGUCCCGAGCCUAUCCAACGCUGUUCCCAGCAAAUUCAAAGCAGAUCCUUCACCAGGGUCUUCGAAAAUUGACCUUCCCUCGGCCCCGCGAUCCCCGGAACAAUCGCGUAUCCUUCUUGCAGGCGAUGCGGCUUACGCCGAUGAGAGCUUCGAGAUGCAACAUCUUAGGGCCAAACCUAUUAGCCGUAUCUCAUCAAACCGUUCGAUGUCUUCUAAGGGACUUCUAGUACCUGAGCGCAGUAGUGAGGAUAGCCUUGAGGAAGGGGAAGAGGAGGAACUAGGGAGAAGUCAGUUCACGAAGCUUGCGAGAAGCAAGAUACGAUGGGGCAUCGUGAAGAUGCCGCCUGAAUGGCACGCUGAAUACGAUAAUGACGCAGGACCCGUGGAACAUCUCAGCUUCGGUGUUGAGGAGGACGAUGUUCAGCCCCCUGAAGUAGGGGAUUUGUAUGCGUGAUGAAGAUAAGGCGACAUGUGAGAGCAUUCUAUCACGACAUAUUUUUCAUCUCCAACACGCUCCGCUGGCCCGUCCUCGGCAUUCAUCAAAAGCUAAGGGUGUCAAAAAUUUUAGACGUGAUUCCAUUUGGCUCGAUUGGUGUCGCCCUUUUUUUUUUCUUCCCGUA